UCCUACACAACACCACAACUCCAUUUAGUACUCUAAGCAGUUUCUGAGUUCCAAAACUCGAAACUAUUCAAAAUCCGAAGCCCAAACCUCGAAUUCCGAAAUCCGAAAAAAUGGCAGAUUCAGAAGGUGAACCCGGAAGCUCCAUGCAUGGAGUGACAGGCAGAGAGCAAACCUUUGCAUUUUCAGUAGCAUCACCAAUUGUCCCAACAGACACGACAGCCAAAUUCGACUUGCCAGUCGAUUCAGAGCACAAGGCCAAAGUUUUCAAACUAUUCUCUCUGGCCAACCCUCACAUGAGGACGUUCCACUUGUCUUGGAUCUCCUUCUUCACUUGCUUUAUCUCAACAUUUGCAGCUGCUCCUCUCGUCCCUAUCAUCCGAGACAACAUAAACCUCACGAAGCAAGACAUCGGAAAUGCCGGAGUUGCCUCCGUCUCAGGCAGCAUAUUCUCAAGGCUUGUGAUGGGUGCGGUGUGUGAUUUGAUAGGGCCACGCUACGGCUGUGCGUUCCUAAUUAUGCUCAGCGCACCCACUGUGUUUUGCAUGUCGUUUGUGGCUGACGCUGGGGGUUACAUAGCAGUUAGGUUUAUGAUUGGUUUUUCCCUUGCAACAUUUGUGUCGUGCCAAUAUUGGAUGAGCACAAUGUUUAAUGGUAAGAUUAUUGGACUGGUUAAUGGGACUGCAGCCGGGUGGGGAAACAUGGGCGGUGGGGCAACCCAACUCUUGAUGCCAUUGAUGUUCGACAUCAUCGGUAGAUGUGGAGCAACUCCUUUUACUGCCUGGAGAAUUGCAUUCUUCAUUCCAGGGUGGUUUCAUAUCAUUACUGGAAUCAUGGUGUUGACCCUUGGCCAAGACUUGCCCGAUGGGAAUCUUGGUGCCUUGCAGAAGAAGGGUGAAGUUGCCAAAGAUCAAUUCUCCAAGGUAUUGUGGUAUGCUGUCACAAACUAUAGAACGUGGAUCUUUGUCCUUCUCUAUGGCUACUCCAUGGGUGUUGAGUUGUCCAUUGAUAAUGUCAUUGCUGAAUACUUCUAUGACCGAUUUGAUCUAAAACUUCACUUAGCCGGCAUCAUUGCUGCAUCAUUCGGCAUGGCCAACUUUGCGGCUCGUCCCUUUGGUGGGUGGGCAUCUGAUGUAGCAGGCAGGUACUUUGGAAUGAGAGGCAGGUUGUGGACUCUCUGGAUUCUCCAAACCCUAGGAGGAGUCUUCUGUAUAUGUCUCGGCCGAGCCAAUUCACUCCCCCUUGCAGUCCUUGCCAUGAUCCUCUUCUCUAUAGGAGCCCAGGCUGCAUGUGGAGCUACCUUUGGCGUCAUCCCCUUCAUCUCCCGACGUUCCCUCGGCAUCAUAUCUGGCCUCACCGGAGCAGGUGGGAACUUUGGGUCUGGGUUGACCCAACUAGUGUUCUUCUCGACCUCAGCGUUCUCAACUGCCUCAGGGUUGUCUUGGAUGGGGGUAAUGAUUGUGUGCUGUACUCUUCCUGUGACUUUGGUGCACUUCCCACAAUGGGGAGGCAUGUUCCUUCCAGCGUCCAAAGAUGUCGAGAAGUCGACGGAAGAGUUUUACUAUGCAGCUGAGUGGAGUGAGGCGGAGAAGCAGAAGGGGCUGCACCAAGGGAGUUUAAAGUUCGCAGAGAAUAGUAGGUCUGAGCGUGGUAGGCGGGUUGCCUCUGUUCCAACUCCACCAAACACCACACCUUCCCAUGUUUAGUCAACAAAGAGAAAUAUCGACAUGCAAGUGUGAAACACACAAUAGCAAUGAAUACUUUUAUUUGGACCAUCAUAAUUAAUCAUAUUUGUAACUCAUACAAGUGAGUUUUAAAAAUAUGAAUUUCAAGUCUAUUAUAAGGUCGUACAAUACAUAAUGAGUUAAAUUAGGGCAUAUAUAUAUAGUUUCUUUGUACUGAAAAUGGAGGCGGUGUAAUAAGCUAAUAGCGUGUGCUUUUAUUCUAUAUGAUGCAGACAAAUGCUUUUACUUCUCAUAA
This is a messenger RNA of Malus domestica (apple), 1977 nucleotides long. RefSeq names its product high affinity nitrate transporter 2.4-like. Gene Ontology annotation, molecular function: nitrate transmembrane transporter activity. Gene Ontology annotation, cellular component: plasma membrane. The record is from RefSeq and is a predicted model, not a curated record. Gene Ontology annotation, biological process: cellular response to nitrate; nitrate transmembrane transport. NCBI's taxonomy places the organism in Eukaryota, Viridiplantae, Streptophyta, Magnoliopsida, Rosales, Rosaceae.